This is a messenger RNA of Cyanistes caeruleus (blue tit), 1960 nucleotides long. Lineage: Eukaryota; Metazoa; Chordata; Aves; Passeriformes; Paridae. The record is from RefSeq and is a predicted model, not a curated record.
CGGAGCCCGGCGCUGCGGCUCCGACUCCGGGGGCGUAACCGGCCCUUUGUGCUUCCCCGCAGGACCACGGUCGGGUCGCGGCUGGCAGAGAAGUUGGGAUGGAAAUUCUACGAUGCAGAUGAUUAUCAUCCUCUAGAGAAUAAGAAGAAAAUGGAAGAAGGGAUACCACUAAAUGAUGAGGAUAGGAUUCCUUGGCUUUGCACAUUGCAUGAUAUACUAAGGAGAGAAGACACAUCUAGACAAGAUACAGUUCUGGCCUGUUCUGCACUCAAGAAGAUGUACAGGCGUGUGUUAAUUAGUGGAGCAUCUGCAAUCAAAAGCAACCAGCCAGAGCAACCAGGAGAACACCCAGCACUGAAGAUCCUCUUUGUUCAUUUGGAUGGACCUAUGAACAUCAUUGCUGGCCGCCUGGAGAAGCGGAGAGGUCAUUUUAUGCCACUUAAACUUCUCAAGUCUCAGUUUGAUACUCUAGAGCCACCUAGUGCACCAGAAGACUUCAUUACUGUCAGUCUAGAAAAAUCUCUCCCAGAAAUAGUAGCAGAGAUUGAGAGUGCCAUUCUUCAGGGUGAGGCUUUGCCAGUGUAAUUUUCUGAAUGAUACAUAUAGAAAUUCCCUGAAGGAUAGAAAGGCUAUGAGACAGGGUUUUAAUUAUUAAAUUGAUUAUUAAAUCAAACCAGCUUAUUUUUAAGAGCUGGUUUACUGCUUGGUUUUUUUAUCAUGGCUCUGUAAAAGACAUACAAGAUAUAAUUUGCAAUAACUGUUAACUUUUUAAGCCCUUCACUCUAUGAAGUUAAAAUUCUCAUUUUAGUAAGAGCCUACUUUUGAAAAUCCUUGCAAGGGUCACACAGAAUAAUUUAUUUUCUUAAUUUUAAUAUUUACUCUGUCAGAUACUGAGAUGGGCACAUCUGCUAUUACAAGAUUAAAUAAUUUACAGCUUUGUUAAAAACGAUGUCAUUUUCCUAGAAGAGGCAGGAACAUGUAUGAUGAAGUUCCAUACAUGACACUAUCUCUGUCUCACUGCUGGAUUUUCAUCAAGUUGUAGGUUCUGUGUUUGUGUCCUUGUUUACCUCACUAGGGUACUGAUGACUUCAUGAGAACUUUCCUGAUCUCUUACUGGAUGCAUUGACCACCAAGCUGAAAAAUGUUUGAAAGAAAAGGCAGUGGUGGUGAUGCAAUAUAAAAAAUUUAACUGAAUGGAAAGCUUUAGAAAUAAAGCAUAAGAAAUAUUUAGAAAUAAAGCUUAAGAAAUAAAACAUCAUACUGGCUCUGAACUUGGAGCUUUCAUGUACAAAGUGUAUACAUUGCAGCUGAGUGUGAGUCAACUAGUGAUUUAAGGUAGUGAAUGCAAGGUUGAUUGACACUUCCUUCUUUUUGAAAACUUACUCUUUCACAGCUGGACCUUCUUCUUCACUUCCCAAUGCUGGUGGGCACCUCAGUGCAUGUCAAUGCAAUUGCUUUAAAGCUUUUGAUCAAACUAUUCCUACUACAUAUUUUUCUCAUCUUUUUUGAUGAAGAUGAGAAGAAAAUUCCAAAUACUAAUCAGUCACCUAGCUAUCAGAAUUUAAGAUUGAAGUCCUUUUUUACCACCAAGGUGUUUUUCAGAAAGUACUUCAUGUCAUGGUAGACAAGAUAUGCCUUUUCAGCUUCAUACAAUGAAAUUUUUUAUUUUAAGUUCCUGUAUGAAAGAUUUGAGUCUUGUCCGAAUGGAGACAUCUCCAUGUGCUGUCACACAUGGAUUAUUUUUAGUGCGUCAUGCAAUUUUUUUUAUUUCUGGAAUGACGGAUGAACUCCUGUAGAAGAACACCUCAUGUUUGAAAGCGUCUUUAGUGUAAUUUUUACUGGGUAAGUACUUGAAAAAUAUUAAUCAUGGUUCUCAUUAUGAAUGAAAAUACUAAGGGCUUUGUGGUGUACUAGACAAACUACUGUGCUUAAAUUAGUGCAAUAAAUGGGCUUUAUGUUA